Recurvomyces mirabilis is the source of this 1032-nucleotide messenger RNA. RefSeq names its product cytosolic Fe-S cluster assembly factor nbp35 (gene NBP35). Gene Ontology annotation, cellular component: cytosol. NCBI's taxonomy places the organism in Eukaryota, Fungi, Ascomycota, Dothideomycetes, Mycosphaerellales, Teratosphaeriaceae. The transcript has a single exon. Gene Ontology annotation, molecular function: ATP-dependent FeS chaperone activity; ATP binding; 4 iron, 4 sulfur cluster binding. The coding region runs from base 1 to 1032 and encodes 343 amino acids. The record is from RefSeq and is a predicted model, not a curated record. Gene Ontology annotation, biological process: iron-sulfur cluster assembly.
AUGGCGCCAUACAUGGACGAGGCGAUCGAGCCUGUGGACGAUGCGCUGGAGUCUCGCCUCAAGAAGGCGCCUGCUCUCGUCGCACCCGAGCCAGAACACUGUCCAGGCCCCGAAGGCGACCUCGCAGGCAAGGCAGACGCAUGUGCCGGCUGCCCAAACCAAGCCAUAUGUGCUUCUGCGCCGAAAGGACCCGAUCCGGACAUUCCUGUCAUUACACAACGACUCGCAGGAGUCAAGCACAAGAUACUGGUUCUGUCUGGCAAAGGUGGCGUAGGCAAGAGCACAUUCACCACCAUGCUUGCUCACGCCUUCGCCAGUAAUGAGAAGAAUAUGGUUGGUAUCAUGGACACAGACAUCUGCGGUCCGAGCAUACCCAAGAUGUUGGGUGUGGAGACCGAGACGAUACAUGUGACCAAUACGGGAUGGGAGCCGGUCUGGGUGAGUGAUAACUUGGGUGUGAUGAGUGUGCAGUUCAUGCUGCCGAAUAGAGAUGAUGCUGUAAUCUGGCGAGGACCGAAGAAGAAUGGCUUGAUCAAGCAAUUCUUGAAGGAUGUGGAGUGGGGUGAGAUGGACUAUCUGGUUGUAGACACGCCUCCAGGCACGUCGGACGAGCAUUUGAGUGUGAACAGCUAUCUAAAGGAGUCAGGUGUAGAUGGAGCAGUACUAGUCACCACACCACAAGAGGUAGCACUGCUGGAUGUGAGGAAGGAGAUUGACUUCUGUCACAAGGCUGGCAUACGAAUCCUUGGACUAGUGGAGAACAUGUCUGGCUUUGUCUGUCCAAAGUGCACGCACACUUCCGAGAUCUUCAGAGCGACUACUGGUGGCGGCAGGAAAUUGGCAAUUGACACUGGGAUACCGUUCUUGGGUGCUGUGCCUCUCGACAGUCGGAUCGGGAUGGCGUGCGAUUAUGGCGAAAGCUUCUUCGACAACUUUCCGGACUCUCCGACUUGUAAGUCUCUCAAGGAAGUGGUCAGAAAUGUCGGCAAGGAAUUGGGUGUGAAAGCUGAAGACGUACUUGGAGAAGGUUGA